GAAUGGUUGAUCUACAAGUGAGAGUUCACUGCUGCUUAAGACGAGCAUACUGAAAAUGCCUGAAAUCGGAGAAGAAAACUUCUAUUAGAAUUUACCAUUGAACAGCCCAGCGCACUUCAAAAUCGUGCUCGGACUCCAGUUUUCUUCAAAGUGUUUUAUCGGAGCUCCCAAGCCUCAACCGAGGACGCGAAUCGAUCAUGGUACUCCAGCUGCAGCUCUCAUCCCAAUCCUCCCACCCUACUCACCACACUCCUUCAUUACAAAUGCGGCAUCCUCAGCAGCUGGCCUGACGAGCGCCUUCCUUUUCCCACUCCCCGAAAUACCACAGCAAUCAUUAUCCCUCUCAUUCUGUUCCCGUAAGCAGCUCCUGAGCGUCAGCCGCCGUCCGUAGGCUUGGCCACAUAGCAACGAUGCCAGACGAAAAGCCAAACAAGUACGAAGCGCUGCCCAUCCCGACGUACGAGGAAGCAAUAAACGGCGGAUCAUCGCGCACUUCUACGCCGCGGAAUCAUGGCACCGAUAGGAACGAGGCCGCGCAUCCCGCCGAGCGCGAGGGCCUCCUUGGAGGUGGAUUAGAUCCAGGCCGCAUACCGGUUCCGACACGACGGGCGGGGUACAGGCCGCCGUUGACGGAGGAGGAGGGUUCUACCAACGGCGACGGAGAGGAUGGGGAGCAUGACACGUUUCUUGGACAGAGUGGCGAUGGCAGGAGGAGGAGGGACAGUGAGAGCUCCGAGGACGAAGAGGUUAGGCGGGAGAUUGAGGAGAUGGAGAUUUCUGAGCCGGGGUCGACAAGUCAGACGACGUGGGGGAAGCGGAUCUCCAGUCUGAGCCAGAGUCUGAGUUCUCUCAAUCUGCCGUUUCGGUGGAGGUGGAAACCACGGUUACCGGAGGGGAUGAGUAUUAGGCUGCGGUGGCCAAGCAUUGAUGCGAAUUUUUGCAUUGUGCUGGGGAGGUGCUUUGCGAUUCUGUUGGUUAUGGCGCUGGUUUAUCUGGUGUUCAUGUCUGAUGUCUUUGCGGGCGCCGCGAGGGGGAUGGUGGGACAGAUGUUCGAUCCGGAGAGUGUGAGGCGGCAUGUGCAGAAUAUAGCGGAUGCGCAUAAGAUUGGGGAAUACCUGAGGGUUAUGACGGAGAAUGAUCAUUUGGCGGGCACGGAGGGUGAUUAUGUGCUUGCGCAGCGGGUGAAGAGGUUCUUUGCGGAGCAGGGGCUGGAACAUGUCGAGGUGGACGAGUAUGGUGUUUAUUUGAACUAUCCGAAAGAGGGAGGCAGGAAGGUUGAGAUACUUAAUGGGGAUGGGAGUGUGAAGUGGUCGGCGAAGAUUGAUGAGGAUCUUGUCUAUGCGGAUCCGCCGAAACCACAGACGCCGGUUUUUCAUGGACAUUCGAAGAGUGGCGAUGUGACGGGACCAGUUAUAUAUGCGAAUUACGGGUCGAGGGAAGAUUACAAAAGUCUGUAUGAUAGUGGGAUUGAUACGACUGGGGCCAUUGCGUUGGUUAGAUAUGGUGGGAGUCAGGGAGACAGGGCUCUGAAGGUCAAGGCUGCGGAAUUGGCAGGAUUUGCGGGGUGUAUAAUCUACAGCGAUCCGGCGGAAGACGGUUUCGUGAAAGGAGAGGUGGCUCCCAAAGGGAGAUUCAUGCCUGAGUAUGGCGUGCAAAGGGGUGCUGUCUCUUUGAUGAGCUGGGUGGUUGGAGACGUGCUGACUCCUGGCUUCGCGAGCAAGAAAGGGGCUAAGCGGAACUCUAAAGAGAACAACCCAGGCCUUGUCAACAUCCCCAGCUUACCACUCUCAUGGGGCGAUGCUCAGAAUUUAUUACAAGCCAUUCAAGGCGUUGGGCAACGCUGUCCUGAGGAAUGGACGGGAGGAAUUCCGAAUCUAGAAUACUGGUCAGGGAAUCUGUCGUCGCCCAGGGUCCGUUUGCUCAAUGACCAAGACGAGGUGGAUGAGCAACCGAUAUGGAAUGUGAUGGGCCGAAUUACUGGAGUCGAGCAGAAGGAGAAAGCGGUCAUCGUCGGCAACCAUCGAGAUGCAUGGGUCUACGGAGCUACGGACCCUGGAUCUGGAACAGCUGUGAUGAUGGAAGUUGUUCGCAUCUUUGGUGACCUGAUGCAGAAUGGAUGGCGGCCACUGCGGACGAUUGUGUUCGCUUCUUGGGAUGGCGAAGAGUACAACCUUAUCGGUUCUACCGAGUACGUCGAGAACAAUAUCGAUGCCCUCCGCAAAGAUGCCUACGCCUACUUGAACGUCGAUGUCGCAGUUGGAGGCCAAUCUUUCAGAGCAGCAGGAAGUCCAGUAUUCCGGAAGUCUCUUCUGCGAGCAUUGGACAGGACAUCAGAUCCCUUCCAGAACAAGACCAUGCGCGAGCUUUGGGACGAGCGUGGAGCUCAGCUCGACGGCCUCGGAGCUGGCAGCGACUAUGUCGCUUUUCAGGACAUAGCCGGCACAUCAAGUCUCGACUUCGGUUUCGAAGGUCCUCCAUAUCCCUACCAUUCUGCACAUGACAACUUCGAGUGGAUGGCCUCCGUCGGUGAUCCCGGCUUUGAAUACCACAAAGUCCUCGCCCAGAUCUGGGCCCUUCUCAUUCUCGAAUUCGCUGACAGACUCGUCCUCCCGUUUGAUAUCUCAGCCUAUUCGCAAUCCCUGACAAAAUGGGCGAUAGAGCUCGAGAAUUGGGCCGGCAGCAAAGGUGCAAAUCAAGACGGAUACACUCCCUGGAGCACCGAGCCAUUACGGGAAGCAGUCCUGCAGUUCGCACAAGAUGCCAAGACGUUCGAGAAGUGGGAGAUGGAGUGGGAUAGCGUGGUGCUUGGUGGCGGCGGGUACGAGAGUGCAAUUAUCGCUGCCCAUCGAAAGUCCCAUAAUAAUCGCAUGGCAAACUUUGAGACGCAUUUGCUGGAUUUGGAGGAAGGUGGUGGUAUACCCAACCGCACGCAAUUCAAGCAUGUCGUCUUCGGGCCGCAGCUCUGGUCCGGCUACGAUGAGGCGUUCUUCCCUGCUAUCCGCGAUGCAGUCGAGGCUGGGGAUUGGGAUCUUGCGAAGAAGCAGGUCGAGAAGGCGGCGGAUAUUAUUAAGAGGGCGAGUAAGAAGUUGGUUGGAAACGCUUAGGGUUGAAAUGUAUAGGCUGCACAGGAGAAAGUGUAUAUUUGUUUUGUUUGAAUUGGAUUGAGCGAGUAAUUGGCAUUGCAUUGGUGGCGUUGGGUAGAUCUUUUGUUGGGAAGGAAAUUUGGUCAUAGCGGUUCUUGAAGAAAAUUUGAGUUUUCUGGUUGAUGUUUAUUGUUCCUGUACAUUGAGAUUCUUCAGUGAACGUGGGGUUCCGCAACCGACCAAAUUAUCAGCUAAUCGUUCACCUCUCG
Messenger RNA from Hyaloscypha bicolor E, 3352 nucleotides. RefSeq names its product Zn-dependent exopeptidase. The transcript has 2 exons. The record is from RefSeq and is a predicted model, not a curated record. Lineage: Eukaryota; Fungi; Ascomycota; Leotiomycetes; Helotiales; Hyaloscyphaceae. Gene Ontology annotation, molecular function: carboxypeptidase activity. The coding region runs from base 411 to 3104 and encodes 897 amino acids.